Molecule: messenger RNA, 4506 nt
Organism: Aureobasidium melanogenum CBS 110374
Lineage: Eukaryota; Fungi; Ascomycota; Dothideomycetes; Dothideales; Saccotheciaceae
Exons: 1
Coding region: 1-4506 (1501 amino acids)
Biological process (GO): transmembrane transport
Cellular component (GO): membrane
Molecular function (GO): ATP hydrolysis activity; ATP binding; ABC-type transporter activity
Source: RefSeq, a predicted model, not a curated record
AUGUCAGCCCCAGUGCCAGACACUGUCUGGACAUCAGGCGACGCAAACAACCCGCCUCCGGCUGCCGACACCGCACAACAUAACUCUGUGGUCACUGAGCCUCUAGAAAGAGUCGGCACAUCGAAGGAACUGAACGACGAGAAAGUACUGGAUCGGGAAUAUGUGCAACAACAGGACUCCGAGAAACAUGAUGCAGAGAAGCAUGGUCACACUGCACUCGACCGCCACCAGAGUGACUGGACAUCUGCCUCAAGUAGCGAUGAGACCCCGGAUGACAAGAGCCAAAGAAGCAUAGACGGCGAGAAGCGGAAAUGGAGCGAAAAGAUGAACCCAUUCAAGAGUAACCACAAGCCGCCAAUACCCACCGAACAGGGAGAGUCGAGAGAAUACAAGGCCAAUUUCUUCAGCCAUCUUACCUUCCAAUGGAUGGCACCCAUUAUGGACGUUGGAUAUCAACGACCGCUCGAACUCAAUGAUCUGUGGAAAGUCAAUCCAGAUCGUAGUGUAGAUGUAUUAUCUGCAAGACUUAAGGCCGCUUUCAAGAAGAGAGUCGACAAUGGAACCGAAAAUCCCCUCAAGUGGGCCCUCUUCGAUACUUUCAGGAACGAGUUUUUACUGGGAGGAUUCUGUGAACUCAUCGCCUCCGUCGUCCAAGUUUUAGCUCCUUUCGUUCUCCGUUAUCUGAUCAACUUUGCUGCCGACGUAUACGUGGCUAAGGAAAGAGGAACGCCUAGACCUAGUGUUGGCCAUGGAAUUGGUCUGGUCUUUGCAGUCACUAUUCUGCAAAUGGUUCAAAGCGUUUGCACAAAUCACUUCUUGUACCGAGGCAUGACUGUAGGUGGUCAAGCUCGAGCUGUCACGAUCGCUAUCAUCUUUGAGAAGGCUAUGAAGCUAUCUGGGAGAGCAAGGGCCGGCGGCAAAGCAAGCAAUGAGUCUGUUGCUCUGCCCGCUAAUAUUGCUCCUGGCAGUAAGGAAGAGAAGAAAUGGUUGAAAGCGAAGCUCAAGAAGGAGAAGUCGACUCCGAAAGACAAAAAAGGAGUUUCUGGAAGCGGAGAAGGCUGGUCAAAUGGCAGAAUUGUCAACUUGAUGUCUACCGACACCUAUCGCAUUGAUCAAGCUUCUGGAAUGUUUCACAUGAUCUGGGCUUCGCCAAUCUCCAUCGUCUUGACCCUCGUACUGCUUCUUGUCAACAUCACUUAUAGUGCACUGGCUGGAUUUGCUCUCCUCGCUAUCGCUAUGCCAUUGCUUGGUCGCUCGAUCAAAAGCUUGUUUGUUCGCAGAAAGGCUAUCAACAAAGUCACUGAUCAGAGAGUUGGACUCACGCAGGAAAUUCUAGCUGGUGUAAGAUUCGUUAAAUACUUUGGAUGGGAGAGCAGUUUCCUUGACCGCCUGAAAGAAAUUCGGCGCAGAGAAAUUGGCAAGAUUCAGUUCUUGCUGAACAUUCGUAAUGGCAUCAUGGCUGUUUCCAUGUCUAUGCCUGUGUUCGCUUCUAUGCUGGCCUUUAUUACCUACAGUCUUACAAACCACAGACUCCAGGCAGGAAAGAUCUUCUCAUCCUUGGCUCUCUUCAACGGUAUCAGACUGCCACUCAACUUGCUGCCUCUCGUAAUCGGGCAGACUGUGGACGCCAGUGCAUCAAUCCGCAGAAUUGAAGAGUUCUUGCUGGCCGAAGAGGCAUUGGAUGAAGCCACCUGGGAUUACGAAGGCAAGGAUGCCAUUGUCAUGAAGAACGCUGACUUUACCUGGGAAAGAACCCCGACUCAGGAGACAGAAAAGAAAGCGGUCGGAGCUCCAGGAUCUAAAGAAGCCAAAGCUGCUAAGAAGGCUGACAAGAAGGCUGAAAAGCAAGCGAAAAAAGACGCAAAGAAGGCUACCAAGGAGGCACUGAAGAAAGUCGAGAAUGGUGCUGGUCUACAGGCUGACAGCGAAACUACUUUGGCCGAGGAUACGAGCAGCGAGCGUCCAUUCGAGAUCAAGGGCCUCAAUCUCUCGAUCGGCCGUAAUGAACUUGUCGCGGUCAUCGGAAGCGUUGGGUCUGGUAAGACUUCAAUGCUGGCUGCACUUGGUGGAGAAAUGCGCAGGACUGCAGGCGAGGUUACCUUCGGAGCUUCACGAUCGUAUUGCCCUCAGUAUGCCUGGAUUCAGAACGCGACUGUCAAGGAAAACAUCACUUUUGGAAAGCCCUUCGAUCAAGAAUGGUAUGACGCCGUGGUUGAUGCUUGCGCUUUGAGACCCGAUCUCGAAAUGCUUCCUAAUGGCGACCUUACUGAGAUUGGAGAGAGGGGUAUCACUGUGUCUGGUGGCCAGAAACAACGCCUGAACAUCGCGAGAGCCAUUUACUUCAACGCCGACAUUGUCCUUAUGGAUGAUCCACUUUCGGCCGUCGACGCGCAUGUAGGACGACACAUCAUGGAUAAUGCUAUCUGCGGACUUCUCAGGAACAAAGCUCGUGUUCUUGCCACUCACCAACUUCACGUUCUACACCGCUGCGACCGUAUCAUUUGGGUCCGAGACGGUACUGCAUACAAAAUCGAUACAUUCGAUACCCUUAUGGCGACCGACGCAGACUUCCAGAAGCUCAUGGCUACCACUGCCAAAGAGGAGAAGAAAGAAAAGGAAGACGAAGAGGUCGAUGGUGAAGAGAUCGAAGAAGAGAAGAAGGACGUCCAGAAGACAAGUGGUGGCAAGAAGCCCGCCGCAGCACUUAUGCAGGCUGAAGAGCGUGCGGUCAAGAGCGUCUCGUUCCACAUCUACAAGGCUUACAUCAAGGCUUCCGGGUCUCUUGCUGUUGCACCUCUGAUCCUUCUGGUCCUUAUCUUGUCUCAAGGUGCCAACAUUUCAACCAGUUUGUGGUUGUCGUGGUGGACUUCGAACAAGUUCGGCUACAGCAAAGGAGUAUACAUUGGAGUCUAUGCCGCGCUAGGUGUAUCGCAGGCUGUGCUCAUGUUCGCGUUUUCCAGUACCCUGACCAUUUGUGGUACCCGGGCCAGUAAAACUCUACUCCACAACGCAGUCACUCGAGUCCUCCGCGCACCCAUGUCAUUCUUCGACACAACACCGCUUGGACGCAUUACCAAUCGCUUCUCUAAGGAUGUCGAUACCAUGGACAAUGCCCUGACCGAUGCAUUCCGCAUGUUUUUCAUGACAAUGGCGCAAAUCAUCGCCGUCUUCAUCCUGAUCAUUGCCUAUUACUACUACUUCGCUGCUGCUCUGGGUCCCUUGUUCGUCAUGUUCCUGUUUGCUGCAAGCUACUAUCGCUCUUCAGCACGUGAGAUCAAGCGCCACGAAGCCGUCCUUCGUAGUAGCGUUUUCUCUCGCUUCAGCGAAGCAGUGUCUGGCGUCGCCACUAUUCGUGCCUAUGGAUUGCAGGAUCAGUUCUCGAGAUCUGUGCGUGACGCGAUCGAUAACAUGAACUCCGCUUACUAUCUCACCUUCUCGAACCAACGCUGGUUGUCCGUCCGUCUUGACGCAAUUGGUACUCUGCUCGUUUUCGUCACUGGUAUCUUAGUCGUCACUGCUAGUUUCUCUGUCAGUCCCAGUAGUGGUGGUCUGGUCCUGUCAUACAUUCUCUCAGUUGUGCAGAUGAUUCAGUUCACUGUUCGUCAGCUCGCUGAAGUCGAGAACAACAUGAACUCUACUGAGCGUAUCUACUACUAUGGCAACAACCUCGAGGAGGAAGCUCCUCUUCACACAGUCGAAGUUCGUCCCUCAUGGCCCGAGAAGGGAGAGAUUGUCUUUGACAACGUCCAAAUGCGCUAUCGUGCAGGGCUCCCUCUUGUUCUCAAGGGCCUGAACAUGCACGUUGGAGCAGGUGAACGUAUCGGUGUUGUUGGCCGCACUGGUGCAGGAAAGUCCACCAUCAUGUCUACUCUGUUCCGCCUGGUGGAGCUCAGUGGUGGAAGCAUUACAGUCGAUGGUCUCGACAUCGCCAAGAUUGGUCUCAAAGAUUUGCGAUCACGCCUUUCGAUCAUUCCACAGGACCCUACUUUGUUCAAGGGUACCAUCCGUAGUAAUCUCGACCCAUUCAACGAACAUACAGACAUGGAGCUGUGGGGUGCACUUCGCCAAGCCGAUCUCGUCGGCGAGCAACAGGACAUCACUGACUCGUCUUCCCGUAUCCAUCUCGAUGCCCCUGUCGAGGAAGAAGGGUUGAACUUCUCCCUUGGUCAGCGCCAGCUCAUGGCUCUGGCUCGUGCUCUUGUACGUGGAAGCCGUAUCAUCGUCUGUGAUGAGGCAACCUCUUCAGUCGAUUUCGAAACCGAUCAGAAGAUUCAGCGCACAAUCGUCAAGGGUUUCCAAGGCAAGACCCUUCUGUGUAUUGCUCAUCGUCUGAAGACCAUCAUUGGAUACGACCGUAUUUGUGUCAUGGAUCAGGGACAGAUUGCCGAACUCGAUCGCCCCAUCACCCUCUACGAUCAGGGAGGCAUUUUCCGCAGCAUGUGUGAUCGUAGCGGCAUUCGCAGGGAAGACUUCUUCGCCAGCGCUGAAGCCAACUUCGCCGAGUAA